AUGCCGCCUGUCAAAGCCAAGGGUGGCAAGAUGAUGUCCCUGAUCGACUAUCGUCUGCGAGUGACGCUCAACGACGGUAGGCAGCUCACGGGACAGCUGCUUGCGUUCGAUACCCACAUGAACAUUGUGUUGUCGGAUACCGAGGAGUUCCGCCGGAUAAAACCCAAGAAGAAGAAGAGCGCUAGCAAGCCGAACAAAAAGCAAAAGGUCGCGCACGGCGAGACCGCCGAGGGCCACGUCGAGGACGAGGACGAGGACGAGGACGAAGCGCCUCCUGCUGCGCAGGAACAGAAGCGCACGCUGGGUCUGAUUAUCCUGCGUGGCGAGACGAUCAUUUCCCUCAGUGUCGAGGCGCCGCCGCCGGAGUCGAAGAACGAGCCGGUGAUCGCUCCGGGCCCGGGCCAGGGCGUGCCGUCGGGCCGUGGCGCUGGAUUCGGCAUGGCGCCGCUCAUGGGCCGCCCCCCGGUGGGUAUGCCGCCGCCCCCGGGCAUGCCGAGUGGCCCUCCGCCGGGUUUCCCGGCCCCGCCUCCGGGCUUUGCGCCGCCGCCGCCUGGUUUCCGGCCGGCGGGUGCGUAG
Molecule: messenger RNA, 576 nt
Organism: Malassezia japonica
Lineage: Eukaryota; Fungi; Basidiomycota; Malasseziomycetes; Malasseziales; Malasseziaceae
Gene: smb1
Product: Small nuclear ribonucleoprotein-associated protein B
Exons: 3
Coding region: 1-576 (191 amino acids)
Biological process (GO): mRNA splicing, via spliceosome
Cellular component (GO): U1 snRNP; U5 snRNP; U2 snRNP
Molecular function (GO): RNA binding
Source: RefSeq, a predicted model, not a curated record